Leptomonas pyrrhocoris is the source of this 1499-nucleotide messenger RNA. RefSeq lists its product as hypothetical. The coding region runs from base 591 to 1499 and encodes 302 amino acids. The transcript has a single exon. NCBI's taxonomy places the organism in Eukaryota, Euglenozoa, Kinetoplastea, Trypanosomatida, Trypanosomatidae. The record is from RefSeq and is a predicted model, not a curated record.
GUGUGUUUUACGCUCACCGUGGCGCCCCCUGUGCGUGGGAGUUCCUACAGGUCAAGCACUGCGUGUUUUGAUUGCACGGGAACUCAGCCUUCGUAAUGGAUCGGAGGACAGACUUCCAAGAGAGAGAGGAGGGGGAGGGGGGAGAGCGAGAGAGCGAGAGGAACACGCCGGAUGACGCCGCUUUUUUUCCUCAAGGUGCUCACUCUGCCGCCUUUCUUUCGCUAACACGAUCUUCGGCUACGUGAUGGCCACGAAGUCAGAGACAUCGUGGUGGACAGGCACGCAGCGUCAAGAAGCUCGUUACACGGCAAUGCUUUAGCGGGUAUCACUCCUUACAUCAAUACAGAACGCUCGUCUCUCCUCUUCCGUUCUGCAUUCCCCUCUUCUUUUUUGUUCUGGAAUAAAACCGGCAACAACGAUACACAAGCACCAUCCUGUUCCCCACCCGCUUCUUCUGUCCUUCAUUGGGAAAACCUGUCCAGCGAACCCCACGCCCGCCUUCGAUAGCACAUAGGUCUUCUUCUCUUUGAAUAGUGUUGAUAACUCCGAAGCAAACAAAUACCCCGCGUCAAGCAAGGAAGAAAAUCCACAUGCAACGCCUGACUCUGCAGAUCCUACGUCAGCAGGAUGAUGUUUGCAGCUCCUGUGUGCUUGCUGCACUAAGGAAUAACGCCACGUUCCAGAAGCUGUCCGAGAGCGAGGGUCGUGGCAUCGUUCAGCGCGACAACGAGGACGCGGGGAAGCUGUGCGACGGAAUUCGCAUUGCGAUUCGCAAGGGCAUUCUUAGCGGCCAUCCCGAUGUGUCUCCUGUUACGAAGAUCAACGUGGUGGGCCUCACCGCCAAUGCCGUGGCGGAUAAGAUUGUCGCGGCCCUGCCGUCGUUGGCCGGAAACGUCAUCGUUUUACAAGGGCUGAGCGGCACGGGCAAGGGCACCACGGUGAACAAGCUGCAGGAUGCGCUGCCCAAGUGCGUCACCUGGAGCAACGGUAAUGUAUUCCGCAGCUACACGUACCUCUGCAACGAGGUGCUGGCGGCGCAGGGAAAGGAAAUAACGACGGAGAACUUGACGGACGACUUGCUGGCCGACGUCGCGAGGCGGGUGUCGUUUGUGAAGUGCGACGACGGCACUUUCCAGACGAUGCUGGAUGGCACGACGCGGGUGGCGGAUGUGCAGAACACGGCGCUCAAGACACCGCUGAUCAGCGCGAAAGUGCCGACGGUGGCGCAGCAGACGCAGGGCGAAGUGAUUCGCUUCGGCGCCGCCGCCAUCAAGCUUCUGAGCGCAGACGGCUACAACGUAAUCUUGGAGGGUCGCUCGCAGACGCUGGACUAUAUUCCCUCCCCUCUGCGCUUUGAAUUGGUGAUUCCCGAGAUAGGCUUGCUGGGGCAGCGCCGCGCUGCGCAGCGGGUGAUGGCGAAGGCGCUCGAGAUGGUGAGCGACAACGCAACGGACGAGGAGGUUCAAAAGGCGGUGGAGAAGGCAGCGGAGGCUCUGUAA